Molecule: messenger RNA, 1668 nt
Organism: Arabidopsis lyrata subsp. lyrata
Lineage: Eukaryota; Viridiplantae; Streptophyta; Magnoliopsida; Brassicales; Brassicaceae
Product: alkane hydroxylase MAH1
Exons: 1
Coding region: 60-1604 (514 amino acids)
Molecular function (GO): iron ion binding; monooxygenase activity; oxidoreductase activity, acting on paired donors, with incorporation or reduction of molecular oxygen
Source: RefSeq, a predicted model, not a curated record
AAAACAAGAAUCAUGUUUCCACAAAAAAAGAAGAAGAAACACUUUCUCAAUUCUCUCUAAUGGCUCUAAUAACCUUACUUGAAGUCUCAAUUUCUUUACUUUUUAUCUCCUUCCUUUACGGAUAUUGCUUGAUUAGCAAGAAACCUCAUCGUUCGUUUCUCACUAACUGGCCGUUCCUCGGUAUGCUUCCGGGUUUACUCGUGGAGAUCCCUCGUGUUUAUGACUAUGUAACCGAGCUUCUCGAGGCCUCAAACUUAACUUAUCCUUUCAAAGGUCCGUGUUUCGGGGGCCUCGACAUGUUGAUCACCGUUGAUCCGGCUAAUAUCCACCACAUCAUGAGCUCAAACUUCGCGAAUUACCCGAAAGGAUCCGAGUUCAAGAAGAUAUUCGAUGUUUUGGGAGAUGGCAUUUUCAAUGCAGAUUCUGAGUUAUGGAAAGAUCUGAGGAAAUCAGCUCAAAGCAUGAUGACUCAUCAAGAUUUUCAAAGGUUUACACUAAGAACAAGCAUGAGUAAGCUAGAGAAAGGGCUUGUCCCACUUCUUGAUUACGUUGCUGAGAAGAAACUAGUCGUUGACUUACAAGAUGUGUUCCAAAGAUUUACGUUCGACACUUCGUUUAUUUUAGCGACCGGGGUUGAUCCAGGUUGUCUUGCGACCGAAAUGCCGCAAAUCGAGUUUGCUAGAGCUUUAGACGAAGCAGAGGCAGCAAUUUUCUUCAGGCAUGUCAAGCCGGAGAUGGUUUGGAAGAUGCAAAGAUUUAUUGGGUUUGGAGAUGAGAUGAAGAUGAGAAAAGCUCACUCGACUUUCGACCGAGUUUGCUCUAAAUGCAUAGCUUCUAAGAGAGAUGAAAUAACCAAUGGGGUUAUUAACAUCGACUCUUCUUCUAAAGAUUUGUUGAUGUCUUACAUGAGUGUGGAUACGACCAAGUACAAGUUGUUGAAUCCAAGUGAUGACAAAUUCCUUAGAGACAUGAUCUUAAGCUUCAUGAUAGCUGGUAGAGACACCACAGGCUCUGCUCUCACUUGGUUCUUUUGGCUUCUCUCCAAGAACCCAAAAGCCAUAACCAAGAUUCGUCAAGAAAUCAACACAAAACUAUCUCCAAGAACCAACGAUUUUGAUUCUGAUUCAUUCAGUUCUCAAGAGUUAAACAAGUUGGUGUAUUUACAUGGCGCAUUGUGUGAAGCCCUCAGGCUAUAUCCACCGGUUCCAUUUCAGCACAAGUCUCCUACAAAACCUGACGUUCUUCCGAGUGGACACAGAGUCGAUGCGAGUUCGAAGAUUGUGUUCUGUCUUUACUCAUUGGGGAGAAUGAAAUCGGUUUGGGGAGAAGAUGCAUCGGAAUUUAAACCGGAGAGAUGGAUUUCAGAGAGUGGAAGGUUGAUUCAUAUGCCAUCUUUUAAGUUCUUAUCGUUCAAUGCCGGUCCAAGGACUUGUUUGGGGAAAGAAGUCGCCAUGACACAGUUGAAGACAGUGGCUGUAAAAAUUAUACAAAACUAUGAGAUAAAGAUCGUUGAUGGACACAAGAUCGAGCCAGUUCCUUCUAUUAUCCUUCACAUGAAGCAUGGGCUUAAAGUUACAGUCACUAAGAGAUGUAAUAUGGUCUGAAUAUUAUGCAUAAUUUUGAACUAUAUUAUAAGUAUGGAAAUAAUUAUUAGAAUUUUGUCAAAUA